CUUGUCUCAAAGUUCGUGAGAAUUAGCGAUAAUUUGGCAAAAUUAGUUUGAAUUGUUGCAAAAAAAUCCGAGCAAUUCCAAAAUCGUCAUCCUGCUGAUUUGCUAUCUUGAAGUUGAAGAAAUCUUGUGUCAUUCGACAUUGAUCAUGGAUGCCGGUGAUCAUGAUACAUCCAUAGAUCAUGAUUUUUUUCUCCAAGGACUCACAGGGGACUACGGCCCCUUUGAUACUAGUGCUGCAGGUGAUGAUGGACCCGACGGUGAACCUCCGGUUGGUUCACAUCCAGAUCCAGGUGAUGCAGCAGGAGUGCCAUCGUCAGGCUCUACAAGUGCGCACACAUUAGCAAGCAGCGGGUCUAAAAGAUCAAGAGCCGGUACUUCCGAAGUUUGGCAAGACUUUGAAAGGAUCUACAAAGAGGAAGAUGGGGUAAGUGUCAGGUAUGCUAAGUGUUAUAUUUGUAAAAAUGAAUUAUCUGCAAAGCCCUCGGGUGGAACGGGGCACUUGAAGAGGCACGCCAUAAGUUGCAAGCGAAAGAGUGGAGCAGCCAUGAAGCAGACGGUGUUGCAGUACAACCCCGACGGCUCUGUUCAUCAUUGGGAGUACGACUCUGCCAAUGCUCGAAAAGAGCUAUGUCGCUUCAUUGCAAGAGCGGAUCUACCACUCAAUAUCGGUUCUUCAUCAAGAAGUUCAGACUCUUCGUCACGAUCGUCUACGGGCACCGGAAUUCCAACAUCCGGAGGGGAGCUAACUACCUUCAUCGACAGUGACGUUAUCAGCCACGAACAAGAAAACUUCAACAUACUGCAAUGUUUCUUCUGAGGCUGCCUUCAGUCUUACAGGAAGGAUAAUCGAAGAGAGAAGAACAAAUCUGUCAAGUGAGAUGGUUGAAAUACUCACCAUAGUAAAGGAUUGGGAACAAGCUGAAGCACAAAUGCAACACACUGCAGAAAAUACUGAGCUUGAAGAAUCAUUCCAAAAUUUGUAUCUAGAUGCUGAUGAGAACGUGUAAUUUUAAAUUUUCUGAGCUAUGUUGUACUCUUUUUUCCUUUGCUAGAAAGGUUUUUAAUGAGGCAACCUAUCAAUAAAGCUCAUUUUUAGAAUUAAUCAUGUGCCCCUAUUAUUUCUAAGUUUUUUUAUUCAUGUUUUUUGUUUAUUUUUUUAAAAUACCCCCCGCGGCCCCACCCCCACCUACCUCUCCUCUCAUCCCUAUAAAUACCAUCUACUCCAUCUCAAACUCCACCCUGCCCACCCAUCUCUCUUUUCCUAUUUGCUAGCCAAGUAGCCAGUAUUCACUUCACAUCAAGAAACUAAUUCCAUAUUUCAAUUCAU
Phragmites australis (common reed) is the source of this 1327-nucleotide messenger RNA. RefSeq lists its product as uncharacterized. Gene Ontology annotation, molecular function: DNA binding. Lineage: Eukaryota; Viridiplantae; Streptophyta; Magnoliopsida; Poales; Poaceae. The record is from RefSeq and is a predicted model, not a curated record. The coding region runs from base 146 to 817 and encodes 223 amino acids. The transcript has 4 exons.